Aureococcus anophagefferens is the source of this 351-nucleotide messenger RNA. RefSeq lists its product as hypothetical. The record is from RefSeq and is a predicted model, not a curated record. Lineage: Eukaryota; Pelagophyceae; Pelagomonadales; Pelagomonadaceae. The annotation marks the transcript as partial. Gene Ontology annotation, molecular function: protein binding. The transcript has a single exon.
GCGAUGAAACACCUUGGGUUUAUGUACGAGACUGGAAGUGGCGUCAAGCUGGACAAAGAGAAGGCGACGCGGCUGUAUCGCAUGGCCGCGGAUCGGGGCGACGCGAUCGCGCAAUCCAAUUUAGCAAAGUUCCUUGAUUCUGAAGAGAGAUUUGAAGAAGCGUUCCGGUACUACGCGCUCGCGGCGGAUCAAGGCUAUACCGAUGCGGAGAAUAGCCUUGGCUGCUGUUACAGUCACGGAGAAGGCACGGAAGUCGACCUCGGGAAAGCCAGAUACUGGUUCGAGCGCGCCGCUGCCAAGGGCGACGAGAACUCUAUCAAUGCCCUCGCGCACCUCGACGCGCGACCAUAG